GCGUAAAAUCGUUAAUUCCUUUCUUGUUUUACAAACAUGCCAAGUAAAGCGAAAGAUGUUUUGUUGUCGUGAGAUUUUUAAUUUCAAAUUGAUUAUAUUUUCAUCGUUCCUGUUUUUAUUUGUUUCUUGUGAUAAAUAUAAAAUAAAUUUAGUGCCUGAAGAUGUUGUUACGGAUCUUUAUUUAAAAUAUAAGGAAGCAAUUACAGAUAGUAUAGUAUAGUUUUAAAUAUAUUAAUUCAGCUAAUUAAACAAUGGGAUAAACAUAACCUGUCAUCGCGCCGGUUGUUUAAGAAUAACAAGCAAUACGAGAUACAUGUUAAGAAACUUAAAGAUGUUAACGGGUUUAAAGUACAUAAUCUUAUGAUUCAGGAAAACUUAAGAACCAAUUCCGAACCUUUGAUCUACAUAAACAAUCCAGUUGAAUCAAAGAUUCCAAAAGCCUAUCUGUCUUUGGAAGAAUUUAAAAAUAUUUUAACCGAUAGAGUGAUGACACAAAGAAAGAAAUUAACCACGAAGCAAAACAUGAAGUUAUUAAAAAAAUAUUCAAAUAGAAAUGUUAACUUCAAAAGGACGACAAAAACUUUAGAUAAUAAAGUAAAAUAUAUCAAAGUGAUCGAUAAAAGUAAUUUUUAUAUUACUAAAGAUAAUAAAGUAACAAAAGAGAAACUAGUAAAAGAAAUUGAACCAGUUUCGGAUACAAUCAAUGCUAGAUCAAUUAUUACCGAAUUAAAUACUUAUACGAUAAAUAAUAAAUUAAAAGCUACAAAAGCUAUCAAUACAAAGAACGUUGAUUUUACGGAAGGUAUUAAAAUUACAGAAAUGGAAUCAGUUUUGGACACAAUCGCUGCUGAACCAAGGAUUACUAAAUUGGAAACUUUUAUUACGAAACCAAUAUUGACAAUCAGCAAUACUGAUGCUAUAAAUAAUUUAAAAACUAUGUAUAAAGAAAAAUCAACUGAAAAAAUCGUGAAACACUUAUUUGAAAAAUAUUCAGAUAGUAAUAAGUUCUUAGAUAAAGUUCUAGCGACGUCGGAUGAAAUAAGCGUUAUACAUACAGCUACCAAUGAAAGUAUUGUAAGAGUUGAAGGUUAUACACAUAGUACUGAACAACAAUUAGCAAAAACAACUAUAGAAAAUGUCACAAACGACGGCUUAGUCACGGCGGAAAAAAAUAUUACUAAUCAAGUUACUGACAAAAAUAUUCAACAAUUUAAUGAAGAGAUAAACAAUAAAAGUAAAGUAAUUACUACAGAUUUAGAAACGUCACGAGAGAAAACAAAUACGGUACAAAUGACUUCAGCUAAAGAAACGCCAAGAAGAAAGACGACUUUGAAACAGUCCGAAGUUUUACAACAUUCCAAAAAAACACUAAAAAAAGUAAAGAGAAGUACUUUAGGCCGACCACUAGUUUUUAUGGGUAAACAAUAAAUCGAAUUAAUAAUUAAAUUUUAUCUUACCUUAUUGAUUUAAAAUAAACUAGAAUCCAAGUUAUUGCAAAUGCAAUAACUAUAACAGUCUUCAACUGGCUUCUAACAUCACUUUAACAACUAUUAUUUCAAAAAAGCUCACUUAUAGAAUACCGAACCGUAUAAGAUUAAGCCUUUGCGUAUCUGAAAACAUGAAACGGUGUUCCCGCCAAACUAAAUGUCAAAUUGUCAAACGCGCGAACAUUGUGCCUGCGCUUCAGAAUAAAGGCGCCACUUCACUGAUUACAAAAUACAGUCUCACGUGGAACUGACUGUACUCCGCUUAUACCUUUAUAUCUACGAAGGGCUGUUAACGAGAUAGCUCUAUUUGACAGAGUAAAAACAGAAAGAGACAGCCAUAACAUCGAGUGUCAACUCCCAUUGUAAGCCGCUUACUGCGCUUUGGACUGCUCAUUUGCGGGAAAGAGACGUCUAGCUUUUUAUCUGCGUUUCAGUUUUAAUUCGCGCCCCGCCCAUUCCUCUUUUAUCCCCGAGUGGUGGGGUGAAGUUGGACAGUUUUAAAUUAUCUAUUGUAAUAAAAUUAUUUCGUAAAAUAAGGAGUUGGUUUUGGUAA
Nymphalis io (European peacock) is the source of this 2040-nucleotide messenger RNA. RefSeq lists its product as uncharacterized. The record is from RefSeq and is a predicted model, not a curated record. Lineage: Eukaryota; Metazoa; Arthropoda; Insecta; Lepidoptera; Nymphalidae. Bases 361 to 1428 code for a protein of 355 amino acids. The transcript is spliced from 3 exons.